AUGCGUGAAGUCAUCGACGAAGCGUUACAAACUCUUUACUGGGCUUGUAGGGAGGGUCGGGGAUUCCCCGGAACAGUACCUGAUGAGAGUAGUGGUCAAGUUUCCACGGACGCUAUCCUUCGUGGUUUGGGGCUCACGCCUCCAGUUGUGGAACGAAUAGGAGCCGGUAGUUCUGCGUCGAAGAGAGUCGCAGACGAGUCCGACGGCGCGCCAGAGAGAUCGUAUCAUCCACCCGAUAUACCUUCCGAUUAUCGGUCCAUGAAUGAAAAUUCCGUGAGACAAAUGCAACCAUCAGAUAGACCGGACAACCCUGCUGUCGAUGGUGGAAUUGGUCAGCAAGAAUACAAACCCUUGAACGCAAGGGAACGAGUCGCUCCAAAUCAUGACCUGGUACCAGAUAGUCUUGAUCCACGGUUUAGGGUUCUGUUGGACGGCGACUUUGAUCCUGAUAUUUUCCAUCAUGACAAUGAUGGGACGAUGGAUCUCGGUCAUGUCGAGUCCGCCGACGUGAGCAAUCUCGACCUCCAUUCGAGGACUCAAUGGAGCCAGAGAUACGGUUAUAGGUCGAGGGAAUCGAAUAAUGAAUAUCAGGAGUCCAUGGUGCGAAGGGAUAAUUCUAGAAAGGGUCGUGAGAAUGCGAAUUGGGAAAGCGAUGCUGUACCGAAAUCGAGCGAGACGUUACCAUGGCCAGGGACACUGGCGGCCGUAUCUCGCGAUAAGAAGGGGGGCACACGUAGUGGCUUCCAACCACCACCAAAUCAAUGA
Exophiala bonariae is the source of this 765-nucleotide messenger RNA. RefSeq lists its product as uncharacterized. NCBI's taxonomy places the organism in Eukaryota, Fungi, Ascomycota, Eurotiomycetes, Chaetothyriales, Herpotrichiellaceae. Bases 1 to 765 code for a protein of 254 amino acids. The transcript has a single exon. The record is from RefSeq and is a predicted model, not a curated record.